CUUCGAGAGUCUGGCGCAUGUUUUGUAUCCCUCUUCUGCGAAGCUGCCUGAGUCUUUCUGACAACUGUCAACGCACCGGUGUCUCACUGAAAUGUGGCUGUAAUGACGUUGGUCUGCGGCCUCCUCACAUCCUUACAUUGACCCAGGGAUGUCUCGUCCCGCUCCGUCCCCCAUCUACACCCUGAGGGGGGCUGGCGGGCCCCUCAACACCCUUCACUUUAGCUGCCAUGGAAGGGACACUCCCCUCCUAUUUUCUGGGUCAGGUAAAGGUGCCAUCCACAUCUGGAACCUGAACAGCAGGAGGGCUGAGAAGAUUGUAGAGGGUCAUUCUGGGAGCUCGGUGAUCUGGGUCAGCACGCUGCAGGCGACCGAUGCCCUCAUCAGUCAGGGACGGGACAUGCAGGUCUGUCAGUGGGACCUGAAAGAAGGUCGUAGCGAGGUGGUGGACUCGGUGUGGACCGGCAGCGUUGGAUUCUGUCAGUGUUCGCUGCUGGAGACGAGCCCUGGAAACUACCUGCUGGCCUUUGCUGGACAACAGACAGAGGAGAUCAAGAUUAUCGAGCUGCCCAGUAAGACUCCCGUCUGCACCCUGGUACCAGACACUAAGCUGGGCAUGGUCAUGUGUAUCAAGCUGUGGCAGCCAGACUCGGGUCCCGGACCUCUCCUGUUGGCUGGAUACGAGGACGGCUCCCUGUUGCUGUGGGACGUAACCCAGAGGUCCAAGCUGAGCCAAGCCAAAGCCCACCCUGAACCUGUCAUGUGCCUGACCUUUGACACCAAGCGACUGAGGGGCAUAUCAGGCUCCUCUGAGAAGAAACUCUCCUCCUGGAUGCUGGACAGACAGAACAACCUGCAGCUCCAGGACUGUGUGACGCUGGUCAACCCGGGGGUUUCCCAGAUGUGCAUCAGGGAGGACGGUAAGCUUCUGGUCUCAGCCGGCUGGGACCAUCGGGUGCGGGUAUUCGGCUGGAAGAAUCUGCGACCGCUGGCAGUGCUUCAAUACCACACUGACAUGGUGCUAAGCGUGGCCUUCUCAGACCACCAGGACCGCAGACAAAGACUCCUGGCUGCCGGAUCCAAGGACCAGAGGAUCAGCCUGUGGUCAAUAUACAACGAGGGAGCUGACACUGGCUGAACCUCGGAGCUCCAGGGGGGGAUAUACAGACUUUUACUCAAUACUUUAACUGUCAUGUGUACUGAUGCGAUGCAGCUGCUGUUCUGAAGGUAUUUCCAGCAUUCUCAAAGAAUCCUCUAAACAUGAAAAAAUACUCCAUGUCUGUUCCAUGAUUUUUAACCAGUUUCCCAUGCUUCAGCACAGAGAGGUGUUUCUGUUUUUUAGCCCACUCUCAUUGAUGUGAAAGGGGUGGACAAAAUAAUAGAAACACCUGGCAGUAUAAUGCAAUACAAUGCAACAGAACCAGAUCCUCUAUCUUCCAAAAUGAUCAUACAGCUGAAUGAACACCUCUCUGAAACAGCUGUACAGCCGAAACUGAACAUUAUAACCUUCGUGAAGAAGACCAGGCAAUGAAAAUGAAGAUGCAAGGAAAUUACACUGAACCGUGAAAUUGAAGACUGCAUUCCUUAUUUUCUCAUUUACUUUUGCAUGUAACAGUCAGUUAUACAAAUAAUGAUUAUUACCAAAAAAUAAAUAAAAAUCACAGGAGACAUAUGUGACCUGUCACACCUGUACAGACA
Seriola aureovittata is the source of this 1695-nucleotide messenger RNA. It is a transcript of the gene gnb1l, whose product is annotated as guanine nucleotide binding protein (G protein), beta polypeptide 1-like. Lineage: Eukaryota; Metazoa; Chordata; Actinopteri; Carangiformes; Carangidae. Bases 149 to 1135 code for a protein of 328 amino acids. Gene Ontology annotation, molecular function: protein binding. The record is from RefSeq and is a predicted model, not a curated record. The transcript has 7 exons.